Messenger RNA from Coccomyxa subellipsoidea C-169, 252 nucleotides. RefSeq lists its product as hypothetical. NCBI's taxonomy places the organism in Eukaryota, Viridiplantae, Chlorophyta, Trebouxiophyceae, Coccomyxaceae. The record is from RefSeq and is a predicted model, not a curated record. The coding region runs from base 1 to 252 and encodes 83 amino acids. The transcript has 3 exons.
AUGCGCUCCCAUGCGUUGCAGGCGGCUGCGACUGCCAAGAAGCCCCGGAGCAGCAAAAUUGCUCAGAAAGCGCAGACCACACGGAAAUCCGCCAGGGGCAAGAUGCCUGCCAAGGCAGAGGGACCCCCCUCGGAGGCAGAGUAUGACUCAGCAGGUGACUCGUCUUCAGAAGAUGACAACGCAGAUGACAACGCAGAUGACAACGCAGGAAGCUACAAGGAAGCUUACAUGAUGCCUGCCGGCCCCGGCUAG